Molecule: messenger RNA, 3400 nt
Organism: Micromonas commoda
Lineage: Eukaryota; Viridiplantae; Chlorophyta; Mamiellophyceae; Mamiellales; Mamiellaceae
Exons: 3
Coding region: 1-3330 (1109 amino acids)
Biological process (GO): endoplasmic reticulum to Golgi vesicle-mediated transport; intracellular protein transport; transcytosis
Cellular component (GO): Golgi stack; Golgi membrane; endoplasmic reticulum
Source: RefSeq, a predicted model, not a curated record
AUGUCUGGGCUGGUCGGCAGGGUCAAGAAUGUGGCCAAGGGCGUGGGCGGCGCGGCCAAGGAGUUCGGCCGCAUCGUUAUCCACGGCAACGGGAUCAACCCCGACGAGAUCGACGACGGCGGCGCGGAGGUGCGACCCACGCACAGAUCUCCUUACGCGCGGGGUGCCCAUCCCGACGGUGUACUGGCCGACGACCGGCGCUCCGCCGCGCACGAGCUACGGGACCUCGUGCAGGAGUCCCGGGUGGCCCAGUUCGCCAUCGGGGUCAUCGGCUUGCCCACUUUGAUCACCUCGCUCACGGAGGAGCGAAAUGACACGGAGCUUGUGCACGGCGUCCUGGAGGUCCUCGUCAACGCGCUGACCGGGGGUGUCGCGGGUGUCGAUGGGGGUGCCGACACAGCUGUGCGCGAGGGCGGGGAAGGUGCCCACCUCGCACACGCGGGCGCGGCAAACGCGGACGCGUUUGUUCGCAAUCCCGCAAACCUUGAGCUGGCGCUUUCGCUGUUGGACGAGGAGGACUUCUACGUGCGAUACCACACCAUGCAGUUGCUCACGGCGCUGAGCACGACGAAUCCGUUCGAGGUGCAGUCCGCGAUAAUGUCCAACCCCACUGGAGUCGGACGGCUGAUGGAUAACCUGACGGAGCGCGAGGUGAUCCGCAACGAGACGCUGCUGCUUCUCAUAUCGCUCACCCGCGGUAGCGAGGACCUUCGCAAGAUCGUGGCGUUUGAGGGGGCGUUCGAGCGGUGCUUCAACGUGAUCAGGGAGGAGGGCGCCGCGGACGGCGGGAUCAUCGUGCAGGACUGUCUCGAACUGUGCAAUAACCUGCUCAGGGGCUCCCCGUCCAAUCAGUCAUUUUUCCGUGAGUCCUCGUUCCUGCACCAGCUCCCGGAGAUGCUCUCGCUGAAGGUGCCAUCGCAGGCCAAAGGCGGGCCGCCGCUCGCGCCGCAGAAGGCUGCCAACUUGCUCUGCGCCCUGGAGCUCGUCACCAUGCUGGUGUCGUCCAGCGACGUCGGCGGGCCCGCCAAAUCCGCCGUGGUCAACGUGGAGGGGGGAGACGACGUAGCCGCGGAGAUUGCCGCCAGGGAACGCGCGGCGAAGGAACAGUGCCGAGCCGCGAACCAGGCGGCGCUCGCCAAGGCUGGCAUGCUGGACACCCUGCUCGCGAUGUGCCUGGGGGUGGAGGCGGUGGACAGCGUCCCGGUGCGGGUAUUCGCGCUAAGAUGCCUGGGAGACAUGGUCGCGGAUAGCAGGCGGAACCAGGAUCUGCUGUUCGCCGCGGCGGUGCGGGUGGCGGACGUCGCCGGCAAAGGCGGAUAUCAAACGACGGAACGAUCGGAACCCGCGCUACUCGCGUGUCUGCGCGUGGCGCUCAGGGGUCUGGACGCCGCUGAGCGCACGGCGGCUGAGGGCGUCUUCGCUCGGUGCCUGCGGGGUAACGCCGAGCUUCAGAUCAUGCUCAUCUCCACGAUCGCGCCCGCCGGCGAAGAGGACGACGACGGCGAGCGCAACGUCUCGCUCGGCGGUCUGCUCGCGCGCGCGCUGACGGGUAAAUCCCCGCACCGCAAGGGCGAUGACCCAACUCCGAUCGGCGCCCCGAACGAGCUCGAGGUUUCGUGCCACGCCGCCGCCGUGCUCCGCCACGCCUUAGACGGUAACGCGACGGCAAAGGCGAGGAUCCUGACCAUCCCGCUCGAGAUGCCGAAAUCUUCGUCCGAGCCCCCCGACCUGUUGCUCCCGCGAAUCAUGCGCUUCCUUUCCGCGGCGGUGCGCUCGUCGUCCUCGUCGGCGCUGGGCGAAGGAGCGGGCGGCGGCGGCGGCGGGGUGGGGGGCGCUCCCGGUUUCACCAACGCCGAGCGCAUCGCCGCCGCCGCCGCGGCGCGUAAAGACGCCGAGAAGCUCCAGGCGGUGCUGCUCCGCCUGCUCAUCGCGUGGCUCCACGGCUGUGCGCCGGCGGUGAACUCCUUCCUGGCGCCCGCCGCGCACCUCCCGAUGCUCGCGGAUCUCGCCCGGGACUCUGGCAGCUCGGCGCACGUCGCGGGGUUAGCGUCGGUGCUGCUCGGGUGCUGCCUUUGCGCCGAGACUUUGGACGGUCACGUCGACGCGCACGCGGUGUUGGACGUCGUCACCGCGCGCGUCGGCCUGAACGAGUUCUUCGGAAGGUGGGAGGAGAUGCGCAAGACGCCGGAAUUUAUCGCGGCGGCGGCGGCGCCCGUCCUCGCCAAACCCCUGACGCGCGUAACCGCGCAGAAGCUGGUCAACCGCAAGGUUGGCGAGAGCGACGGGCGCGGGGAGGAGGACGCGACGGGGGGACUGUACGACCACUCCAUGGCGUCCUUCAUCGACGCGUUCGAGGAGAGCGUCAAGGAACGCGUCAUCACGCUGUACGCGAGACCUAAACCGGUCACAGCCGGCGACUUCACCGGAUCGUGGGAAGCCAAAGCCGGCGAGAGCGCGGAGGCGCACGCCGCGAGGCUGAAGAGCCUGCUCAGGUCGCAGGACGCGGAGCUCGCCGAGCAGCGCGCGAGGAACGCCGUUCUCGCGGAGCAGUUGGCCCGCGGCGGCGGCGGCGGCGGCGGGCCCGGGGCUGACCCGGAGGCGUCCGGCUCGAUUCCCGACGGCGUGGAGAGCUCGCAGGUGAAAGCCGCGAUGGAGCACGCCAAGGCGGCGCUGGACGCGGAGCUCAGGGCCGUCAAGCUCGAGUUGGAGGAGUCGAGAUCCGCGACAGCAGGCGCGGAGGAGAGCCUCCGAUCGCUCUCCGAGGCGUACAACGGUUUGGAAGCUGAGGUUUUUCGCCACGAGGAGGAGAACCGAGCCUUGCGUGAACGGCUGGAAGGUUUAGGCGCCGAACCUAAACCCUUAACCGCGCCGACGUCCUCCGAGGCUGACCUGGCGGCGGCGAGGGAGGAAGGUCGCGCGGGGGCCAUAGCCGAGAUGGCCAGGAGAAUCGAGGAGGCUGAGGAAGCAGCCGCCGCCGACGUCGUCGCGGCUGAGGAACGGGGACGACGUUCGGCCAUCGCGGAGUUCGCGGCCAAGCUGGACACCUCCGGGAUGGACGACGACGUGGGGGCGGUGGCGGCGGCGAGGGAAGAGGGGCGACGGGAGGGUGCCGCGGAGCUCGCGAGGGUCGUGCAGGAGAAGGACGCGGAGGCUGCGGAGGCUGCGGAGCAAGCCGAGUCGGAGCUCAACGACCUUCUGGUGUGCUUGGGUCAGGAGGAGAGCAAGAAGGAGGCGCUGCUGCAGAGACUGAUCGAGCGGCACGGGGAGGACGAGGCAGAGCUCGAAGAGUUGAUGGACGCGUGCGUGGCCGAGGAGGACGAAGACGCGUAGAGCGUUAGAGCGCGUAGGCCUCGCGUAGGCCGCCGCCGUCAAAGAAUAGACUAUCAAAUCGUCGAGAGCC